Messenger RNA from Octopus bimaculoides (California two-spot octopus), 16366 nucleotides. RefSeq names its product basement membrane-specific heparan sulfate proteoglycan core protein. Gene Ontology annotation, cellular component: neuronal cell body; plasma membrane; axon. Gene Ontology annotation, molecular function: axon guidance receptor activity; cell-cell adhesion mediator activity; calcium ion binding. Gene Ontology annotation, biological process: homophilic cell-cell adhesion; axon guidance; synapse organization. The record is from RefSeq and is a predicted model, not a curated record. Lineage: Eukaryota; Metazoa; Mollusca; Cephalopoda; Octopoda; Octopodidae.
UUUAUAUCAUACAACGCUCUCCCGCCCUAUCCCCGCCUUUCUUUAUGUCAAUUUUCCUCUAACACCCCCCGCCUACUUACUUGUCUCACUAGUGCCGACCUGUGGUAAUUCCUCAGUCUUUCAGUCUAGGUUGGUUAGCAUCUCACAAACACGAAAACUUUUUCCGUAGCAAGAACACUUAGAAAAACACAUUAUUUCAAUGCAUGCAUUCAUGUGCCCUCACUCACGCGGGCACAUAAACUGUUAGCAUACGCACACACUAGGAUAAAUACAUAUACACACACGCACUAACACAUACAAACAUAGAGGGUGUACAUAUCUUUAUAUAAAUACAUACAGGGAUUAGAUUUUUAAGGGAUUAUUACAAACUAUUUAACGGAGAAAAUAUAGAUAGAUACAGAUUUAUGAAAAAGUUACAUGAAACCAACAAGACAUCAACUGUCUUCCACUGAUAAAUUAAACAGCAUUUCUAUCUUCGGAUAUGAAGGAUUUCUAGGAAGAUUCUGUGCGGUCAUUUUGUACGGAUAUUGAACUGGGCGAAAGGCCAAGGAGGCCUAAAGUGCAAAACAUUCACCUUAAGAGAUGUCCAGCCAGACAGUCUUAUUAUUACUUUUAUUAAUAGGAAUCGGACUUACACAUUCGAUCAACCUCGACAAAGACUUUGAAUUUGAUGAUCAUGAUCCCUUUUUAAUGAGUGAUGCGAGAUCAAGAACUUUUGUAGAUGAUGAAGAUGACGUUGAUGGCUCUGGUGAUGAAGUUAGUGGUGACGGAUCCUCUGUAAAUAGAAAUUAUCCAGAUUUUUACCGGAUAACAUUCAAAGUACUAUACCUUAGGGAUUUACAUGGAUUACAAAAUACAUCUAGCCUACACUACCGUCGUAUUUCAGAACAGAUCCAAACAUUUGUAUCUCAGCUCUACAACAACAAAGUUCGUGUCAACAUUAUUGGCUAUACAGUCUCUAAUCGAAAUGCCUAUGUUUCCAUGGAUUUAGGCACAAGUGAACUCACCAAUGCAAAAGAAAUCAAAAACACACUCUAUUCAGAACUUUCAAGAGGUCGACUUGGAAACUUUACUGUGUCCACAGAAAAUUUUAGUUUCAAUGCACUUGGAGAUAUAUAUUGUCCACAGAAAGUUGGUCGUCAACCUGCUGAACUGACAUGGACUGGGCCAAAUCUCGCUCACCUCAUGGUGAACAACCUGUUCCCUUGUGACGGAUAUGUCACCAAAUGGGCGUAUUAUGUUGCUGUCCCCACCAAAGAGUUCGCUGCUUCCAUAUGGCGUCCAGUUGAUGAGUUUAAAUUCUAUCUCUUACACAAACAACUGAUGCCAGCUACAAAAGUUGGAUUCAACGAAUUUACCUUACCAACUCCAGUCCUUGUUGAAAAGGGAGACUUCAUUGGCCUUCACUAUCCAAGAGCUGCUAAACAGGGAGCAAUUGGUGGGUCAACGAGUGGUCGUAGUGACACACCUGCUGCCGAGUUAUACGAAGCCUAUUCUGGAGAACUGUUUGAAGAACUUAUGACACCUCACGCUGAAUUUGACAUGAAAUGGCUUGGUUUCCAGAAAGGCCAAAAAACAUUUUCUAUUCAAGCUAUCAUGGAUUAUACUGGCAUUGAGGGCCCUCACGUGCCACAGCCUGGGUCAUGUUCUCCUGAUGAAUUCAAGUGUCGUAAUGGUGCUUGUAUUCAACUGAGAUACUACUGUGAUCAUGAACUUGACUGUUCUGAUGGAUCUGAUGAAGAAAACUGCCCAACUCGUUGCAGGGAAGAUGAAUUUAGAUGUAGGAAUGGAGACUGCAUCCCAUACACAAAGUUCUGCAAUGAUGUAUAUGAUUGUGCUGAUGGAAGUGAUGAGGAGUGUCCUAAAACUUGUGGUGCUCAUGAAUUUAGGUGUAAUGAUGGAUCUUGUAUCAAAAUCUCCCAGCGGUGCAAUAGAAAAAAUGACUGUUCUGAUGGAUCAGAUGAAACAGGUUGCGCAACCACUCCAUGUCGUCGUGAUCAGUUUAGAUGUGAAGAGGGUCACUGUAUUGAUGGCCGUUUUCGAUGUGAUGGAAUCAACCAUUGUCCUCUCAAUACUGAUGAACUUGAUUGUCCAAACCGCACUUGUGCUGCAAAUGAAUUCUCCUGCAAAGUUGGCCCAUGUAUUGCAAUAAGUUUGGUCUGUGAUAACAAAAGGGAUUGUGAAGAUAGAUCUGAUGAAACUCCAGAUGCCUGUGCCUCAGUAUGCAAACCAGGUGGUUUCAGAUGUCGUGAUGGAAGCUGUAUUGACGAGUCCUUCCACUGUGAUCGUGUACCUCAAUGCCGAGAUGGCUCUGAUGAGAUUAACUGUGGUACUCAAUGUUUAUCUGGAGAGUUCCAUUGUAAAACUGGAGAAUGUAUUCAAGGUGCUAAAAAGUGUGAUGGUCGUGCAGAUUGCUGGGAUAGUUCUGAUGAAGAAAAUUGCCUAUUCUGCAAGAAACGAGAUGAAUUCCUAUGCCGUGAGGGAACUGUGUGUCUUCAUAUUUCUCAAGUCUGUGAUGAAGUCAUUGACUGUCCGGACAGUAGUGAUGAGACAAAUUGUCGUUCCACAGUUUGUACUGCUAACCAGUUCCAGUGUGAUGGCCGCUGCUUAGACUUGUCUUUGAUAUGUAAUGGUCAAAUUGAUUGUAGAAAUGGGUUUGAUGAGUCAGAAUGUUCAGAAUGUAAUGAACAACAGUUUACAUGCAGAAAUGGUGACUGCAUUCAAAAAUCAGCAGUUUGCAAUGGAAGACAAGACUGCCGUGAUGGUUCUGAUGAACAGGACUGCGGAUGUGGUGAGGGACAGUUUUCAUGCAGAAAUGGACAGUGCAUUGUAGAAUCUUUAGUUUGCAAUGGAAGACGUGACUGUUCUGAUGGAUCUGAUGAAUACAACUGCAGGUGUAAUGAGGGAGAGUUUACAUGCAGAAAUGGACAGUGCAUUGCAGAAUCUUAUGCUUGCAAUGGAAGACGUGACUGUUCUGAUGGAUCUGAUGAAUACAACUGCAAGUUUUCAACUUGUUCUCCUGAUCAGUUCACCUGCUCUAAUGGUGAGUGUAUAUCAUUAGCUAGCCGAUGCAACCGUCAAUACGAUUGCCGUGAUGGAAGUGAUGAACUCAACUGCACUACUACAAGGUGUUCAUCAAACCAAUUCCGUUGUCAUGAUGGGAGUUGUAUUCCUGCUGAAAGACGCUGUGACCGACGCUAUGAUUGCCGUGAUCGAAGUGAUGAAAGGGGCUGUGGAUGCUCAGCUGGCCAAUUCGAGUGCCAGAAUGGAUUAUGUAUCAACGAAAACAAAAUCUGUGACUCCAAUGACGACUGUGGAGAUCAGUCAGAUGAAAUAGACUGCAUAUCAACAGUUACUGUCAGAAUAAACCCACCUAAUAUCAGGGUAAAAGCUGGACGUCAAGCAAUAUUUACCUGUGAUGUUCUGGAAGCAGAAGCCUCAGAAAUCAACUGGCUCAGGCAGUCUGGUAGAGCAAUUCCACCAUUGAGAAGUCACAUUGAUGGCAACAGACUUAUUAUUUAUGAAACUCAACCAUCUGAUGCUGAUGAUUAUAUCUGCAAAGCUAUUAUCCGAGGCCAGAAAUUUGCCAAGACAGCAAACCUUAUUGUAGAACUUGAUGUUCCAUUCAUAGUAACCAUCUCACCACGGUCACUUAAUGUUCGAGUGGGAGAAACUGCUUCCUUUGUAUGUAAUUUUGGUAGUGGCCACUCUGGAAGCAUACAGUGGAGCAGAAGUGACAGACAACGUUUGAGUCCACGAGCUGUUGUUCAAGGUGGUUAUUUGACCAUCAACUCCGUGACCCCUUCUGAUGCUGGAAUAUAUACUUGCAUUGGCUAUGACGACAAAGGUGGCAGAGUAUCUGAGACAGCUGAACUCAUUAUUAAGACUGAAACUACCGUUAAAGUUCAGAUCACACCACCCUCCAUCAAAGUAGUUGCAGGAUCCCGUGCAAUAUUCACCUGUGGUGUACCAGGAACUCGUCCUUCAAGUAUAGAAUGGAGAAGAAAAUCUGGAAGUCCAAUUCCUUCAGGAAGAACCUCAGUUGAUGACAGCCGUCUUGUCAUCUAUGAUACUGAAAUGACCGACACUGAUGACUAUAUCUGUGAAGCAACCAUUCGAGGUCAAAAGUUCACUGGUUCAGCCAGCCUAAUUAUUGAAUUUGUUGUACCAUUCCUUGUGACUGUCAAUCCACGAUCUUUGAAUAUUAGACAAGGAGAAACUGCCAAAUUUAUGUGUCAGAUAGGAGCAGGUUAUACUGGAUCCAUGGUGUGGAGUAGAAGACCAGCUCAGCCUCUCAGCUCUCGUACUACACAAUCAGAAGGUGUUUUGAUGAUUAACUCAGCAACAGCCGAUGACAGUGGUGAAUAUAUUUGUACAGGACAUGGACCAGAAGGUCGAACAACAACGUCAUCAGUCCAGUUGGUCGUUGAACGAAGCUCAUCAUAUACAAUCAACAUCAACCCACCAAGUAUCAAUGUGCGUGCAGGAUCUCGAGCAAUUUUCACCUGUGAUGUUGUGGAAGCACGUCCCUCAGAAGUCAUUUGGUCAAGAGAGACAGGAUUGCCUAUUGCUGGAUCGAGGAGCUCUAUAGAACGAAACCGUCUUGUUAUUUUUGACACUGUACCAGAAGAUUCAGAUAACUAUAUAUGCACAGUCACAGUUCAUGGCCAAAGGUUUACCAACAGUGCUAAAUUAACUGUUGAAUCCGCUGAACGUUUGUCUGUCUCUAUCCAACCAUAUCAGUUGACUGUUGAUGCUGGAGAAAACGCAAAGUUCAUGUGUCAAAUCGAAGGAGGACGCAGUGGAACUUUACAGUGGACAAGAAACAACAAUCGACCAUUGAGUUCUCGAACCACAUCUCAAGAUGGUAUUCUGAUGAUCAAUUCAGUCACCAUCGAUGAUGCUGGAGUAUAUGCUUGUACAGCAUAUGGUGAUUCUGGAAGAGCUUCUAAAACUGUAGAAUUGGUAGUUGUACCAGGUCCGAGUAUAAUUGUUACAGUAGACCCUGAAACACUGACUGUCCGUGCUGGACAAUCAGCCAAAUUUGUGUGUGAUGUCCAAGAUGGCAGUGUUAACACCUUGCAGUGGACCAGAGGCGGAAGACUACUUACAGAUUCUCGAAUCACAUCAGAUGAAGGUCUCUUAAUGAUUAACUAUGUGACUUUGGAAGAUGCAGGAAAAUAUGUCUGUACAGUUGCAAGCUUAGAAGGUAUUGCAACAAAAGCAGCUGAAUUGAUUGUCCAGCCAGAUUCACGGUAUAUAGUUGAGAUCAAUCCAUCCAUUCUCAGAGUGCGUACAGGUUCACGUGCUGUGUUUACAUGUGAUGUCAUUGGUGUUCGUGUAGCACAAGUCAAGUGGUCCAGACGAUCAGGGAAACCAAUAUCUCGUAAAGCUUCCAUCAGUGGCAACCGUUUAGAUAUUUAUGAUAUUGAACCUGCAGAUGCUGAUGACUAUGUAUGUGAAGUGAACAUUGGAGGAGAAAAGUUGAUCAAGGUAGCAAACCUUGGUGUAGAUCUGCUUAUCCCAUUUGUUGUCACUGUCAACCCACGAACUCUGACUAUCCGAGAAGGUGACCCAGCUAAAUUCAUGUGCCAGAUUAGUGCUGGACACUCAGGAACCAUACAAUGGACCAGAAGUGAAAGGCGAGCUCUGGGACCAAGGACUUCAUCUAUUGAUGGUAUUCUCAUGAUCAAUGCAGUAACUGAGAAUGAUGCCGGCGAAUAUGUAUGCAAUGCCUUUGGUGACAGCGGAAGGGCAUCCGAGACCGUCCGAUUGAUUAUAGACACCCAGAUUGGACCAGAUCCAGGCCGCCCUGAAGGACCUUGUCGUCAUACUGAAGCCACAUGUAACAAUGGUCAGUGUAUACCCAAAGAUUUCCGUUGUGAUGGUGAAACAGACUGUGCAGAUGGUUCUGAUGAAUUUAGCUGCAGUCAGCCACUUCCAUGUGAACCCAAUGAAUUUAAAUGUCGAAACGGUCAUUGUGCUAUGAAAAUCUGGCGUUGUGAUGGCGACAAUGAUUGUGGAGAUGGUUCUGAUGAAGAAAAUUGCCCAACUGGUCCUCCAGGAUCUACCUGCGAUAUGGAUGAAUUCAAAUGCAUUGCCAGAAACCAGUGUAUUCCAUCCAGCUACCAAUGUGAUGGGGAAAAUGACUGCUUGGAUCGUUCUGAUGAAAUUGGCUGCAGUUCUCCAGUGAUUGUUUCACCUCCAAUUAAGGACAUUGAAGUUGAAAUUGGUGGAACAUUCACAAUUGUCUGCAAAGCUGUUGGAGUUCCAGUACCUCUCAUCAUAUGGCGUCUAAACUGGGGCAAUAUUCCUAAAGGAAGUCGAGUGGUCACAACAAGUCAUAAUGGUCAUGGUAUUUUAACAAUCUCUGAUGCAAGGCUUGAAGAUGCUGGAGCGUACACAUGUGAAGCUAUGAACAACAGAGGAAGCAUUUUUGCCUUACCUGAUGCUAUUGUUGUGGUCAGGAGACAGAAAGGUGUUUGUCUUCCACCAUUCUUCAAUGACAUUGCCGUUUCCAGAGAGGAAUGUAUGAGCUGCUUCUGCUUCAAGCGAUCAAUCCGUUGCAACAGCAGCAACCUGAAGAAAGUUUGGAUCACCAUGGGUAGCAAUUUGAAGCUUGUGAAGCGUCGUGGAGACACAGUCCCAGAAGAUGUUAGUGAUUCAUUGGUUUCUUAUGAUUUCGGCAAGCGAGAAUUUAGCAUUCCAGGCAACCGCUUUAUUCCAUCUGGUGUCUACUACUUCAGCCUUCCCCGUCAAUAUUUGGGAAAUAAGUUGACCAGUUAUGGUGGUGAUUUACAAUACAAGAUGUAUUUUGACAGAAAUGGAGCCCCAUCUAGAAUUGAAGAACCAGAUAUUAUCUUAAUGGGUAGUGACUUGACAAUUUUCUACAGAGUUUCAAAGAAUCUCAACCCAGGUCGUGAAAACUCAAUCAGAGUACCAAUGCUUGAGAACUCCUGGAGAAAAGACCCAGGAACUGGUUCUGGUUCUUUUGCAUCAGAUGCUGUUACUCGUGAAGAAUUCCUGGAAGUUUUGUCCAACCUUACUAGCAUCUUUGUGAAAGCAACAGUUGACAGUGGCCAAACACAAGUCCGUAUAAGUGGUAUUGUAAUGCACAUGGCACGAGAACAAGGUACUGGAGACCGAGCUGUAUUUGUGGAAGAAUGUAAUUGCCCAACUGGUUAUGAUGGCUAUUCUUGUGAGAGAUGUUCUAAAGGAUACUACAAGACCAACCAGGGUAAAUAUGGUAGCUGUGUUCCUUGCAACUGUAAUGGCUUUUCCAAUGACUGCGAUCCAGUUACAGGAGAAUGUAUUGAUUGUCAAAGGAAUACAGGUGGUGCCCGCUGCGACAGGUGUGAAGAAAGUUAUUAUGGCGAUCCUCUGCGAGGAAUUGAAUGCCGACUCUGCCCAUGUCCUCUUACCUCAGGACCUAACCAGUUUACCAAGAAAUGUAAACUCAACCCUGAUGGUAGCAUUGAAUGUAUUGGCUGCCCUGAGGGACAUAUUGGUAAACAGUGUGAGAAAUGUGCCGAUGAAUAUGUUGGUGAUCCAACCAAACCAGGAAAUUACUGUCGACGCUUUGAUGAAUCAUGUGAUUUGAGAGGAAGUUUCUCCAGAGAUCCAGAUUUAACAACAGAGAAAUGUACCUGUAAGGCCAAUACCAAGGGUGAGAGUUGUAACAAAUGUAUUCGAGGCUCUUUCUACCUAUCAAAGCACAAUCCAGAAGGUUGCAUUUCUUGUUUCUGUAUGGGUGUAACUGAAUUCUGUACAAGUACCUCCAGAACAAGGACUCAAGUGGGUUAUCCAUUUAACAGCGAUCGAGCAGGUUUCUCCUUAUCUGAAAUGCACACACCCUCAACAUUGAUUACAACAGGAUUUAGUGUCAAUGCUAACAAAGACCUCAUAUAUCGCAACUUCUACAGUCAACCUGAAGGUGUUUACUAUUGGACACUACCCAGCCAGUAUUUAGGAAACAAGCUCACUUCAUAUGGAGGAUAUCUGCGUUUUACCAUCAAUUACCUGCCAGGUAUCAACACAUCUCCAACUGGUGGCCAUGACAUUGAAAUCUCAGGUAAUGAUGUGACAUUGAAGUAUACAUUUAAAAAACCAGUUGAACCUGAUCAACAUAUGUCAUUUGAAGUCCCUAUAUAUGAACAACACUGGGAACGUAUAAAUGGUGGCCCUACAACUAGGGAAUAUCUUUUGAUGGCUCUGGCUGAUUUAAAAAGAAUAAGAAUCAAAGCAACAUAUAGUGUGAACACUAACCUUGCUAGCAUCAAAGAUAUAACACUUGAUGUUGCUGAAAGGAGAUUUGCUGGAGAAAGAGCUUAUGCUGUUGAAGAGUGUAGUUGCCCCACUGGUUACCGAGGACUUUCUUGUGAGUCUUGUGAUGUUGGCUACAUGCGAACUGUACAAGGUCUUUACCUUGGACUGUGUGAAGAAUGUCGCUGCAAUGGUCACUCUUCAGAGUGCGAUCCAGUCACAGGUGCAUGCAGGAAUUGCAAACAUAACACAGAAGGAGAUCACUGUAACCGCUGUGCUCCAGGUUAUUAUGGAAAUGCAAGCAAGGGAUCCAUCAAUGAUUGCCAGAAAUGUCCUUGUCCUUUGACUGACCGACCAAACCAGUUCAGUCCAACAUGUAUUUUGGGCAGAGAUGGUCAAGUUACCUGCACAGCCUGUCCUCCUGGUCAUGCAGGACGCCGAUGUGAGAGAUGUCUGCCUGGCUAUGAGGGCAACCCCAUGGCUCCUGGAGAUUUCUGUAAAACACGCAAUACCACAAGCUGUAUGUGUGAUCCACGUGGAACUGUACAGAACACACAAUGUGAUGCCAAUACUAAACAAUGUAGAUGUAAGGCAUUUGUACAGAGGACAAAGUGUAACGCUUGUAAACCAAACUACUUCUAUUUGAGUGAAGACAACCCACAAGGAUGUCUGUCCUGCUACUGUAUGGGCAUUACCAACAAGUGUUCCAGCUCUAACUUCAACCGAAUGGAGUUAAAACCAUCAUUUGAUCGUCAAGAUUCUCAUGGUAUUGUUUUAACCAACCGUGCUAUGUCUCGCAAUGUUGUGGACGGUUUUAGGGUCAGUGCACGAAAGAAGGAAAUCACAUUUGAUUCAUUUGAUGCUGUUCAACGAGAAAGAGAAAGCUUGUAUUUUUCACUGCCACCAAAAUUCAGAGGAGACAAGGUGACAUCUUAUGGUGGUUAUCUGAAGUUCACAUUGGAAUUCUCAGUUGAUGACGGUCGUGGAAAUUUCUUCAGAGAAACAGAUGUUGAAAUCAUUACUAAUGGCCAGCGUCUCUAUUAUUUGUUCAACCCAUCAGCUAGAGCAUCAACAGCACAGAACUAUGAAAUUCUGCUGACUGAAAAAUCGUUCCAUAUGUUCGAUGGUUCCAUUCCAUCCCGAGAAGUCUUCUUGUCUGCUCUUGCCAACGUUGAUGCCAUCUUGAUCAGAGCAACCUACCACACUAAAAUGAAUGUUAUCAGCUUACGUGAUUUGACCAUGGAAACUGCUGUACCAGAAGCUACUGGACUUGGCCGUGCUCCUAUGGUAGAGUUAUGUGAAUGUCCUCAAGGUUACACAGGCGUUUCCUGCCAAGAAUGUUCUCCUGGUUAUUCUAGAGUUCAAAAAGAAGGCACUGCAUUGGGCCGUUGUGUCAUGUGCAACUGCAAUAAGCAUUCCUCAACAUGUGAUCCACAGACAGGAAAAUGUGUAAACUGUCAACACAAUACAUUAGGUGAUAGAUGUGAAACCUGUAAACCUGGCUUUUAUGGUGAUGCUACAUUUGGCACCUCCAGUGACUGUCGACCAUGUGCUUGCCCUCUGACCCUACCAUCAAACAACUUCUCUCCAACAUGCUACUUGGCUCCAGAUAGUCAGAUAACCUGUGAAAACUGUCGUCGUGGCUAUACAGGACGUGACUGUGGUGUGUGUGCUCCUGGAUUCACAGGCAACCCGAGAGAACCCAGAGGAUACUGUAGAGAACGAGAUGAUAGCUUGAGUCCUCAAGUAACCGUAAGUCCUCUCCGUAGCAGUGAAGUGAUAGGACAAGUUGCAGUCUUCCACUGUCGAGUCACAGGCCAAAGACCUAUCUCUGUUGUGUGGCGAAAGGUUGAUGGCACACCACUGCCCAACAGAGCAGAGCAGAAUGAUGAGCAUGACUUGAUCAUCAAUAACAUUGCACCUUCAGACAGUGGACGCUAUGUUUGUACAGCCAACAGUAUUUAUGGAACUUCCCAACAAUAUGUCGAGCUUGUGGUCAUCAGGACUGGGUCUUUCCAGGUGCAAAUCACAGAACCAAAAGACAUAAAUGUUCGUCCAGGUAGCACUGUCCAGAUGGAAUGUACUGUGGUAGGAUCACACUCACCAGUUCUUGUGUUGUCAUGGAGUAAAGUUGACGGUAUCUUACCCACUUCAGCAUAUGAGAGUGAUGGAACUCUGACAAUCCGAAACAUCCGACCUGAAGAUGCAGGCGAAUAUACGUGCACUGGGUCUGAUCCUGGUGGCAUUGUAACAGAUACUGCUUUUAUCACUGUCACAUCAAAUACUUACCCUCCAACUGCCCAAGUUGAACCAAGGGAACAGACUGUUGUAGUUGGCCAAACUGUUGAAUUUUUAUGCACAGCAACAGGCUUUCCACAGCCAGAAUUUCAAUGGUAUAAAAAUGGUCAGCUUAUUUCCCGAGGACCAGUUCUAACUCUCACAUCAGUUUCCAAAGAUGAUGAAGCACAGUAUGUUUGCGAGGCCACCAACAAAUUUGGCGCAAGCCGAGUAAAUGGAAUACUACAUGUCACAUCAAGUCGUCCAACAUUACAAAUUAUUAUCCGACAAGAAUCUGUGGUCAAAACUGUCGGAGAAAGUAUUCAGUUGGUCUGUUAUGUUGAGCAACGUGGUAAUCUGAUCAAUUUAGUAUGGAGCAAGCAAAAUGGACAACUACCAGCAAAAUCUUCUCAGAGGAAUGGUGUCCUUACAAUUCCUUUUGCGAAGUCAUCAGACUCUGGCGUGUACGUCUGUACUGGUACCAGUGAUAUUGGCAGAUCAGGAUCAAGUACUGUUGUGGUGACCAUAACUACAGAUUCAAAUGUCCGUCCAACUGCACGCAUUGAGCCAGACAGAAUGGUUACAAUCCCUCAAGGUACUACCGGCACCCUACGGUGUAUUGUGACUGGAAGCCCAUUACCAACAGUCAUAUGGACCAAAUCAAGAGGACAGUUGUCAGACCACCACCAGGUUUCGGGCAAUGUUCUGAGAAUCACAGAAACAAUGGUUGAAGACCGUGGAAUCUAUGUUUGUGAGGCCAGAAAUGUUGCUGGUUCUGUUCAGGCAUCAGUGAUUGUUGAAGUUGAAAGGAGAGAAUUGCCUGCGAUAGACCUUUAUCCAAAAGGAACCCAGAGUAUUCAGAGUGGUGGUAGUGCACUGUUCCAAUGUAGAGCAACAGCUGGAAUUCCAUCACCAACAAUCACCUGGAAACGGGUUGGUGAUGAGCCUAUGCCCAGAAAUGCCCAAAUUGCUGAAAAUGGUGUCAUCCGCUUUACCCAAGUAUCCACGCUUGAUCAAGGAGGAUAUAUAUGUACGGCCACCAAUGCUGUUGGCACUGUCACCGCUACUGCUACACUUUUGAUUAGCGGCCCACCAAAGAUUACAGUCACUCCAAGGGGUCCAAUACGUGUCAGGGAAGGAGAACGUGUCACUAUUGAAUGCGCAGCUGAAGGAGAUCCAAAACCAAAUGUCUACUGGACUGAACAAAGGGGAUAUGAUAUCAACAGAAGCCCAGGAGUAGUCCAACAUGUCGCUGUAUUGGAGAUCAACCAAGCUAAACUUUCUGAUUCUAGGCAUUAUGUGUGUAUGGCUGAGAACAGUGGAGGAAGAGCUGAAGAAAGGAUUCAAGUUAUAGUUGAAAGAAAUGAUGUCAUCACACCACCAGAGGAUAACAUUCUCAGAGUAACUGAAGGUAAAAACGUCAUUGUGAAAUGUGAAUCUCAAAAUUUUGGUGGCUCUAGAGUCACUUGGAGAAGACGAAAUGGUCCUCUUCCACCUGGACACACUACAUCUAAUGGAACACUCACCAUUCCAAAGAUUACCAAGGACUUUGAAGGCGAAUAUAUCUGUCAGACCAGCACCACCGAAGGCGUGUUUUCGAUUAGUUUCAUGAUUAUUGUUUCAGCUGCAACACGAGUGAUUAUAUCUCCUGCCAAUGUGGCAGCAAGAAUUGGUGAACCAAUGCGUCUGGUGUGUCAGGCAGAAGGUAGCGGCCCUACUACUCUUGAAUGGCAGAAGAUAAAUGGUGUUAUGUCUCCCAAUGUGCAAGAACGUGAUGGUAUCCUGCUCUUCAGAGAAGUCACUGCUGCUGAUGCUGGCCAGUACCGCUGUCUUGCAAGAAGCGCUGGUGGUGUUGCUGAAGGAAUAGUUCUUGUAAAGAUUGUUGCUCGUCCAAGUGUCAUAUUGCCAGAUGAAGAAGUUACUGCCCAGCGAGGCCACAAUGUUGUACUAAACUGUCAAGCCACUGGUAACCCACCACCAACAAUCCGUUGGGAGAGAACUGAUGGCCCAUUGCCAGCUCAACAUUACAUCAGAAAUGGUGAACUUACUAUUUAUGGUGUCCGUGAAGAAGACCAAGGUCGAUACAUGUGUAUCGCUACAAAUGAAGUUGAUACCUCCCGUGGUUAUAUCUACCUCCGUGUUGCCUCUGUCCGUCCACCGAUAACACCUCCCAAAAAUGUGCAGACUGCUGAUGUUGGUGACAAAGUUGAGUUUGACUGCAUCGUCUCUACAACUGACCCAAAUCCACAAAUUCAAUGGUCCAAAUUGGAAGGCCGUAUCUCUGACAAUGCCAUUUAUGGUAAUGGAGUACUCAUUCUGCCUAGAGUCAGAGUUGAAGAUGCUGGUACUUACAAAUGUACUUUAAGAACAACAGCUGGAGAAGUUGUUGAAACUAAGAUUUCCUUAUUUAUCAGAUCUCAACCUGUUAUUGAUGUUGAUACAAGCCGUAAUUCUGCCCCUCUGGGAACUCCCACUACCCUGGGAUGCAAUGCUGAAGGAAAUCCACAACCAUAUAUUACUUGGACCAAAGAGAAUGGAGAGUUGCCAAGUGAUCAUAGCAUUGUCGACGGAAACCUCUACAUCCCUAAAGUAGAAAAAGACGAUGCUGGAACAUACUAUUGCUCAGCCACAAAUAGGUAUGAAACUGCACGGCACCCUGUGACUCUUUCAGUUUCUGACCUUGUUCCUUAUUUCCCCCAAGAACCACAAUCCUAUAUUGAAUAUCCUCCAUUGAGAACUGCCUAUCUGGACUUUGACAUCAUUAUUUCUUUCCGUCCAAGAGUUACAGACGGAUUGAUCAUGUAUGAAGGACAAGCCACUGAAAAUGGAGACUUCAUGUGCCUAGGUCUGCGUGGACGCUAUCCAGAAUUCCGUUUCAAUGUUGGUUCUGGCCCAGCCAUCAUACGAGGAAACCAGAGUCUUGAACUUAACAAAUGGCACACUGUACGUCUGAAGAGAGACCGUAAGGAAGGUAAACUUAUUAUUGAUGGCCAACCUUUUGUUGGCACUGCACCAGGACCAUUCCAGGGACUUGACCUCAACCAACCUUUGUACCUUGGAGGUUUACCUGACUUCAAUGCCAUUCCUCAGUCCGUUGGUUUUGACAGAGGAUUUGUUGGUGGAGUGAGUCAAGUGGUAAUUGGAGGCCAGGAAUUGAACCUUGGAGGUGAUGCAACUCAAGUGGUUGGCAUCAGACAAGCAGAUGUGUGCUCUGCGUCACCUUGUUUCAAUGGUGGAACAUGUGUUCCAAAGAAUUCUGAAUAUGGUUUUGCUUGCUUCUGUCCACAGGGCUUUGCAGGUUACCAAUGUGACACUGUUGGAGAACGUUGUUUCCCAGGAGUAACAGUGAAAGACCCAUUCUUCAACAAGACCUCCUACAUUUCCUACCCAGCUAUCAAUGACGGCCACAAGGUUUUAACUAUUGACAUCCAAAUUAAACCCCACACUCUGGAUGAUGGUAUCAUUCUCUAUGAAGGUCAGCAACAGAAUGGAAAUGGAGAUUUUGUUGCCUUGCUUCUUAAAGAUCAUGGCUAUCUGGAAUUCCGAUUUGAUGUUGGAUCGGGCCCUGCUAUCAUCAGAAGUGCCGAGCCUAUCAAGGCCAAUGAAUGGGUUAAUGUUAAACUUCAUCGCAAGGACAAUGUUGGUAUGUUGCAAGUAGGUGAUAGCGCACCAGUGGAAGUGAGACCUGGGAACACAGAAAUAGUCUUGUCUCGAGGAGCCGCUGAUGAUGAAUUGCCCCGCUUGCCAAUAGAUUCUUCACCUGGAAGCCGAGUUGGCUUAAACCUGCGCCAGCCUCUGUACUUGGGUGGAAUUGACCCACAAUACAAAGUUGCUGAUGGUACAAGCAUCAGUACUGGUUUUGUCGGAUGUAUUGGAGAGCUUGAAGUCAAUGACAGAUCAAUCCAUUUGAUCAAAGAUGCCCAAGAAAGUUCCGAUAUCAUCGACUGUGGUGAAAAACGUCCCUGUGACAGGAAGCCUUGCAAGAACAACGGCCUCUGUGAAGACGUCUCUAUUAGUGAAUACAUCUGUUUCUGUGAUCCACAAUUUUCAGGACAGCGUUGUAAAUCAAAGGUUGACAUUUGCACCAAUAACCCCUGUCAAAAUGCUGGCCUCUGCUCAGUUACCGGUGCUGGUUACCGCUGUGACUGUCAACUUGGUUUCAUUGGUCUCAAUUGUGAAAAUGCAAUUCAAAUUGGUUCUGAGUUUGAACUCACUGGUAACGGCUUUGCAAUGUUCAGUUUAAAAAGGCUCCCCCAUCAGAAUGCCAAACAGAAUGAAAACGUCACUUUCACAGUUACCACUGCAGAAUCUAAAGGAUUACUAUUCUGGCAGGCAGUAGAACAUGGUAAAAAUCUUCAAAGAAAUGACUAUGUCUCAAUUUAUUUGAAGGAUGGUUAUGUUGUCUUCAGCUAUGAAUUAGGUGGUGGUCCAGCUGAAAUCAUGUCUAAUGUUACAGUCAAUGAUAGUGUGCCUCAUACAAUUACAGCUCUCAGAACUGGCCGUUUUGGUAACCUGAUUGUAGAUGGUCAACAAUUCCGAGGAACUUCAAAAGGAAUUCUUCAGAUGUUGAAUGUUAAUGGAAAUAUAUAUUUUGGUGGUGUCCCAGACCUUGAAGCAAUGACUGGUGGACUACAUGAUACUAAUUUCUUUGGUUGCAUGAAUGAUAUCUAUAUUAACAAACAGGGUCCUUUGAAACUGUCACAGGCAGCCAUUGGUGGCCUCAAUAUCAAACACUGUACCAACUCUAGGGGCUAUUGGACAUCUGCUUAAUGAAGAACUAGAAAUGCAUUUCAUCUCUCCUGCUGCUAGUUUCAACUGCACCUGAACUGUCGAUCAAAUGCGUAGUAGUGUUUUAGUCGAAAUUAUUUGGGGUUUUUGGAUGUGUUUAUUUGUUACAACACUAACUCCACUCACCCCCAUACGCUGGUCAUCACUGUUUCACUGGCUCAAAAAAAAAAUGAAUUAAUAAAGUCAAAAUCAAAAACUUAACAAAAGAACAAACCAAAAAAAUAAACAUCAAUCAACUCAUUUUGGGUUGUUAUUUAACUGAAAAAAUGUAAAAAAAAAAAAACAAAAGCGGGAGGGAGAAAAAUUUAACCCAAAAAGUCUAAAUUAAAAUAUAUAAUAAAAAAAUAAUGCAUUUCAGAGAAAUAUUUAAUUGAAAAAAAAAGAAAAAAAACUUUUACAACAUUUAGUAAAACAAAACAAUUAAAAUUGAAAUAAAAAUAAAAUGAAACAGGUAAGAACGAAGAUGCUAAUUUUUUAUAAUUAUUUUUACAUUUUUCUACUCUCAUUGUGGUCAUCUAGAUAAUUCUAGAACACCAAGACAAAGCCAGACUUGGGUAGGAGUGGAUGGGGUAGGACAACACUGUAUACUGAUGGGACAACUAAAGAUGUGACAGAAACCACACAGUAUAUAUUAAUAUCGUUAUUAUUAUUAUUAUUACUACAAUGAAAACUAACAGUUUGGAAAUUGAUUAGGAAGAAGCAUUUUCUUAUUCAAACUAUUAUAUAUAAAGGCUCCAUAUCUGCUUUGUGAUGAAAUCUCUGUCCAACAAUAAUUUGAUUUUAAUAUCAUUACCAAUUGUCCUAUUUUGGUAUCAGCCAUCCCACCUCUGACAUGAGUUAUCUCACCUUGGCUAUGAUCUUUUAUUAAAUAAGGAAAUAAACCUUUGGGAAUUUACUGAAAGAAUUCGAUUUCAAUUUUUAUUGUUUAUAUUAGCUAUGUAAUUAAAAACAACAACAACAACACACAUAAUACCCAGUUGUCCUAAAUUAUUUCUUGUAAAACAUAAUAAAUUAAUAAAUGUGUUUUUUGCCCUUCCAA